UUAGUGUUAAAAUGAUGAAGCAUGCGUUACUUUUGAACACGCUGCAAGCUGUGGAGAUGCUGGAGACGGCCUUCAAAGAGACGCUUCGAACUAUCGAUGAUAUAAAAGUUCGCCAUUGGACUGUCUCCGCUCGAAAGAAAGUAGCUGAAAAACGUCAACGACUUUUCGAGUCGGAAAUAGAGGCAGCCAUUACAGAGCCCACAUUGCAUACGAAAAACGCAGACUUCUCAAUGAAGCGCAAGAAAUGCUUGAAGAAACGCUUGAGGAAUCGCAACAUACAUAAAUCUGUAAAGACAAAUCAAAAGUCUGGCGAGAAGCCAGACCGAAACGUUAUGUGCCUGCAAACCAACUGUUUCUACGAGUUCGACGAAGCCGAACCGAAUCCUAAGAUUUAUUCAGUCAAGACUCGCAUCUAUCAAGUGGAUUCUGAAGAAGAAUUGGAAACUACUUCAAGACUUAACUCACAGGAUUUGGAGCAAACAGAUUCAAGGAUGGGCUCCUCUUGCAGACACCCCUGAUUGCCAAACAUAUUUUAAAAAUGUUUCAUUCUGUAUAAAUAAUGUUGAUUAUCCGUAAAAAUAGGAACGAGUUCGCUUACAUGUAUUUUUUCUGGCAAAUGCAAUUCUUUAGCAAUUUUCAAUAGCAAUAGAAAUAGCAUCGAUUACAAAUACAACAAUGUUCUCCGUGCCUCAUCCUCAGUAUUACUAUCCACCUCCCGAGUUGAACAAAGGGAAAAAGCGAAAACCGUUUCCUUAUUUACGAGACGCAUUUUGUAUGGCAACUUAAACGCUAAUGGCAUAAACAUCCGAAACGUGAGCGAAAUGUUUAAA
This is a messenger RNA of Drosophila grimshawi, 830 nucleotides long. RefSeq lists its product as uncharacterized. Bases 12 to 518 code for a protein of 168 amino acids. The transcript has a single exon. The record is from RefSeq and is a predicted model, not a curated record. NCBI's taxonomy places the organism in Eukaryota, Metazoa, Arthropoda, Insecta, Diptera, Drosophilidae.